Gallus gallus (chicken) is the source of this 6722-nucleotide messenger RNA. It is a transcript of the gene CEP135, whose product is annotated as centrosomal protein 135. NCBI's taxonomy places the organism in Eukaryota, Metazoa, Chordata, Aves, Galliformes, Phasianidae. The record is from RefSeq and is a predicted model, not a curated record. The coding region runs from base 291 to 3590 and encodes 1099 amino acids. The transcript has 24 exons.
GCUGCGCCGCGCGCCAUUUUCAAACCGGCGGCGGGGCAGGGGCCGGGGCCGGGCCUUCCGAGGGCUGCUGGGGUUUCCGCCGUAGAACCGGCCGCUCCCGCCCAAUGCUCUCUGACCGCGGAUCAGCCCGGCAGCCGCUGGGCUCUUGUUCCCUCCGGGCUUUGCUCAUGCCUCGGUAACACGUCCGGCGUCUCCUCCGUGGUUUGCUCUGGAAGAAUUUACCUUCAGCAGUGUGUCGGUGUCCUUUUUUUCCUGAAUUUUACAAAAGCCACUUUGGAGCUGUGUUUACAAUGACGACAACAGCGGAGCGGAAGUUUGUUAACCUCAGGAAACGUCUGGAUCAGCUGGGCUAUCGGCAGCCCUUAGGAGUGGAGAGUUUACCUUUGGUGGAAAAGCUUUUCAGUGACCUUGUUCAUACAACAGAGAGCCUGCGCAGUGCAAAGUUAUCUGCUGGAAAAAUUGAAAAAGAGUGCAGCAAUUACGAUGCUAUCAUAGAGCCAUAUAAAACUGAGACUGCAAAACUUACCAGGGAAAAUAAUGAGCUGCAUUUGGAAGUAUUAAAACUGAAAGAGCAAUCUGAUCAUCAUAUUAAAGAUUUGAAAGCCAGCUUAAGGAGGGCUGAAAAUGAAGCAGCUGACUUGAGAUUCCUGAAUAACCAGUAUGUGCAUAAAAUCAAACUGCUGGAAAAAGAGAGCAAAGCCAAGACUGAAAAAAUUCAGCAGCUUCAGGAGAAGAAUCUGCAAGCAGUGGUGCAAACUCCUGGUGGCAGAAAAAGAAACAUCCCAUUCAGGCGUCAACGCAUGCAGAUAGACCAGCCUGUUCCUCCAUCAGCUGUUAGUGCUUAUCCAGUGCCUCAGCCAGAGGACCCGUACAUUGCAGACCUUCUUCAGGUGGCUGAUAAUCGAAUACAAGAACUUCAGUCAGAAGUAACACAGUUACAAGAAAAGCUAGAGAUAUCAGAAAAUGGAAAGAAGAAUUACAGCAAGCAGGUUGAGCUUAGAGACAAAGAAAUAGAACGCCUCAUGCUAGCAUUGGAUGGUGGUCGUUCUCAUGAAGUUAUAUCUCUGGAAUCAAGAAGUAAAAGCAAUGAGAAACUUAUUGCCCAAUUAAAUUUGCAGGUUGAAUAUCUUCAGCAGUCAAACAAAGAACUUGAAAAUCGCAUUCAAGACCUCUUGGACACAAAAAAAAAUGUGACUAGUGAGGUAGUGCACUUAAGCAAUAAAAAUGAAGAACUCUGUCAAGAACUGAAUGAAAUAGACCAUUUGGCACAGCAGUUGGAAAGACAUAAGGAAAUUGUGCUUGAAACUGCAGAUAAAGAAAUAGGAGAAGCAAAGAAGGAAAUUGAGAGAAAGGACAGUGAAAUACAGGAUCUUGAAGAAACAAUAACGAGGCUUAAAUCAGAGUUGAGCUCAUGUCGUCGACAGAACGAGAGAUUGAGUGAAGAACUAUUUGGAAAAGCAGAUGAUAAAGAGAAUCUUGAACUACUGCUGAACCAGCUUGAACAAGAAAAACAGAGGCUGACAGAAAAAACAGAGAACUUUGAAAUAAAAGAACGAGAACUUGUCCUAGAAAUAGAAAGAAUGAGAUUAGAAUACGGUAUAGCUCUAGGAGACAAAUCUCCAUCUCGUCUAGAUGCAUUUGUCAAAACUUUAGAAGAUGACAGAGAUUAUUAUAAAAGAGAAUUAGAGUAUCUUCAGAAAAUGAUAAAACGAAGACCUAGCCCAAGUCGUAGGAGUCCAGAGAAGAGUGAAGAUCUGAGAUUGAUCACUAGAGAAAGAGAUGAGCUACAGUCCAUGUUAGACAGAUUUGAAAAGCAUAUGAUAGAAAUUCAAUCCAAUGUCAAGCUACUGACUGCAGAAAGAGACAGAUUAAAUAUUCUUUAUGAGCAAUCUCAGAGUGAAUUAAACAGACUGAGAAGAGAAGCAAAACAUAAUUUAGUUUCUCAAAGUCAUGUGGGAGAAGAUGGAGAUGCUUCACUGGCAGACUUUAGAAGACUGAUGGCAGAAAAGGAAAGUCUAAGAGAAAAGUUAAAGAUUCAGCAAGAAGCGGCUAACCUUGAAAAAUCAAAGAUGCAGCAUGAUAUUUCAGUACUGGAAAAUAAUAUCCAACAAUUUGAGUUGGAAAGGUGUGAACUAAAGAGUACAAUCUCUAUCCUGAAAGAAAGAAUAAAGUCUUUGGAAAAUGAAUUAAAAUUGAAGUCCAGUAAACUUAUCCAAACAUCUGAUGAUUCUUCUCAACUUAAAGCUGAACUUUGCUCACUUCACCUCUUAAAUGAACAACUUCAGAGGACUGUGGAAGACUUACAGCACCGAUUCUCUCUCAAAAAGGAUGAACUUCAGUCAGCUCAAGAAGAAAUUGUAAAGCUAGAGGAGAAAAUAGAUAGGUUAAACCAGAAGAGCACUUCACAGGAUGAGGCAGUCAAUGUGCUUAGAAGUACUAUAAGUGUUUUGGACAAAGAAAAGGAUAAUCUGCAAGAAACUGUAGAUGAAAAAACAGAAAAAAUUGCGUGCUUAGAUGACAACUUAGCUAACAAGGAAAAGACAAUUACUCACUUACGGCUAACGCUCUCUGAGCUGGAGUCAUCCACGGACCAGCUAAAGGACCUCCUGAGCAGCAGAGACCGUGAAAUAUCUAGCUUACGUCGCCAGCUUGAUGCAUCCCACACAGAGAUUGCAGAAACAGGAAGAGUAAAGGAAAUAGCUCUGAAAGAAAAUAGGCGACUACAGGAUGACCUAGCUACAAUGACCAGAGAAAACCAGGCUGUCAGUUCUGAGCUCGAAGAUGCAAUACGUGAGAAGGAAGAAAUGAAAACUAGAGUUCAUAAUUAUAUAACUGAAGUUUCCAGAUUUGAGAGUCUGAUAGCUUCAAAGGAAAAAGAAAACCAAGAAUUAUUAGAGAAGUUCCGAAUGCUCCAUACACAAGCUGAGGACUGGGAAAUCAAGGCUCAUCAGGCUGAAGGGGAAAGCAGCUCAAUACGACUUGAACUCCUUUCUGUAGAUACGGAUCGGAGACAUCUUCGAGAGAGAGUAGAACUUCUGGAGAAAGAGAUUCAAGAGCAUAUGAUUGCACAUCAAGCUUAUGAAUCUCAGAUCUCCUCCAUUACAAAAAAUAUGUCUAAAUUGGAAGAGGACAUUAAACGUGAACAUCAGGAUAAGUCCUCCGUGCUGGCUGACCUGACUUCUGUGAGAGAACUUUGUGUUAAGCUUGAAGCUAGCAAAGACCUUUUAUCUCGACAGCUUGCAUCUAAAAGCAUGGAUUAUGAAAAGGUUCUAGGUGAAUUAGAAGAUGUUAAAUCAGAAGCAGAGUUGCUGAAAAAGCAGUUAUCCAGUGAGAGACUUACAAUUCAGAAUCUUGAAACAUUGCUGGCUACCAGUAGAGAUAAAGAAUUUCAGAACCAUUUGACGUCUCACGAAAAAGAUUCAGAAAUUCAGUUACUGAAAGACAAGCUAACACUUGCCGAGGGGAAACUUGCAAUCACUAAAAUCCUUUCCUCCGAGAUCAAGGGAAGUGGUCCUUCCCCUCUACUCAGCACUGGUGAGGCCCCACCUGGAGCUCAGUGUCCAGUUCUGGGAUCCCCAGUACAAGAGUGACAUGGACUUAAUGGAUUGAGCCCAGUGAAGGGCCACGAAGAUAAUUAAGGGACUGGGGCAUCUCUCCUAUGAGGAAAAGGCUGAGAGAGCUCAGACUGCUUAUCUUGGAGACCAGAAGGCUCUGGAGAGGAUCUUAUCUAUGUGUAUGUAAAUAACUGAACAGGAAGGAAGACAGAGCCAGUGUCUGUUCUGUGGUGCCCAGUGACAAGGACAAUGGGCAAUGAGCACCAGUGGGAGCACAAGAGAUUUCUUCUAAACGAGCACUUUCUGACUCUGCCAUUGUCAUGGUUUUAUGAUUUUUGUUGUUGGUAUUCCACAUCAUAACAUCAUGUAGAGUACUGGGAGUUAGAGUUAAUGCUCCAGCUCCACAAAUUGAGUACUGAUACUGAUUGCACAGAGGUUGGGGUGUCUCCCUCUUUGGAGUCAGUCAAAAGCCAAAAGAACUGAAACCGAUACCUACACUAAAUGUAGACAGCACUUUCAUUAUAACUCUACAUAAAAUUUCAGUAAACUAAGUUUUGAAGUUUUCAUUUUCAGUCUCAUCAUGAUGGUAACACCAUUUAUUCUCCUGGGGAUACAUUGGCCAGUGAUUGUAGUGGUAACUUUGCACUGAAUAGCAAGAUGGUGAAAUAGCAGCUGAGUGUAGAUGAAGAAGAAGCCUGAAGUCAAACUAAAUUUCGGAAGAGAAUAAACGUAGAACUAAUAAACCCAGUUAAUAAACACUGCAGUAAGUUGAGAAAGGAAAGUUAUGAAGGGAAAGAUAUGGAAAGUAAAAGGACAGAUAAUGCUUCCCUAUUGUAAGUAGAAUAUAGCAUACCUGAGCUGUCAAAAGAUAUCUGUGAUGACACAAAUGUGCAAGAAAAUCACUUUGGAUUGAUGUGUGUAAAGGCUUACUACUGACAAUUGAUGCCAUACCUCAAAUAACAGUGAUCUGAGUAAAGGUAUAGAUGAUGACACUAUCGAUCACUCUGUGCAUCUCAUUGCUUCAUGUUUUAGAUUUGCUGAAUUUUGUUUACUUGAGAAAAAAAGGAUUUUAAUUUCAUACAAAGAAUACAAACUAAUGGAAUGUCCUGACUGUGAAAUAAAACAUGGAAAUUACAAAACAAGGAAAGAAUGAGGUUUUCAUUUAACAUAAAUUUAGCUUCUUGCAUGCAAAAAAAUAUAAAGCUUUGUUUAAAUUGCUUCAUAAUAUUUCUUUCAAAAGAUUUCUUCUGAAUGCAUUUUAAGGUUCCUUUCUUUAUUGCAAAUGCCUGUACUCUGUUUAUAUCAGAGGUUCUUCAUCUUUCCAGACUAGUGUUCAGGUAUAAGAACUAGUUGCAUAUACUUCUAUUUUCUACUAUCCAGUUUGUAGUACUUGGAGUCUAAAGGACUUUAAAUGCUCACAACUGUGAUUGAAGUAUGUGAGAGUUGCAGUUGUGUCUUCUGAAAAAUGUAGUGGAGUUGUCAGCUAGAAUUGAAAUUUUGCAAAAGUUGUGUGUCAAUAUUUAUUAACGUUAUUCACAUUUUUGGCACUAUUCUGCCUGUGCUUCCACUCUGUUUAUAAAACAGUUCUGAUACAGCCUCUAACUCCAGAAGGAUUCUCAAAAUUAAGUAUAGCUUUGAAGCUCUUCAGUGCCAUAAUAUUAAACUCUGUGAAGAGUGAAUAAGUUGUAUUACUCAAAGUGCUUUUUUCAUAAUGGGGUAAAUGAGUCACUGAGACUGCAGUCAUCAUGUACUAAAUAAACAGCAUAUUCAGUAGCUAAACUACUUGAUGCUAGCUGGAGAUAGUCGCUGUGGAAAGGCCAGAUGCCAUGUGAAAAAUAUUGAAUCACCAUGUAAUUUUAUUAUGUGAUGAUUGCUGUGCCUAGGGGUUCCAAAAUUCUGUUGUUCUUAAUCUUCCUUAAUUUUUGAGUGACUUAAUUCAUCAUCUCUAAUUUUGUUUUAAUGUCAUUUACAUGUACUGACCUCAGAAUUCACAAAACUGCUUUCUUUCUUUAUCUUACAAUAAUGAGCUGGGGCUCUGAGUUCUUACCUUCAUCCCAGAAAUAUAUGCCAGUUUCUGAAGGACUGCGAAUAGCAUAUCAUCGGAGGCAAUCCUUGUGCCUUCUGCAACUAUUUGCAACUGGCUAGAUCAAAAUUACUACAGGAAUUUUAUUGAUGAAUCCGGAAGACAGGAAAAAAUGUUCUGCGUUUCUGGGGGCUCACAUCUCUUGAGUAUUUUGCAUCUCCCUGGAGUCAGAGACCAAUGGGUGCCCAGAUGUGAAGUCUGAUAUUGAGCUAGGAAUGGAACUGGUUUUCUCAGAACUGUAGUUCAGUGCUUACACAGUGAGCAAUGUGUCUUUCCCUUAUCUUUCCCUCUCCAUAACUGACUUCUGGGCACUCAGCUUCAUACUGGCUUUGAAGACAUUAUGGACGAAUACAGCUGUUUAGAUGACUCCUUUUACACUUAAGGAGUGACUUUUUCUUGUUGUUCUGUAAUGCAAUUCAGAGUGUUUUGCAACCAACCACUGAAUUGUCCAAACCAGUGAUUUGCUGAGAAACAUUUUUAAUUACGUCACUUAAGAUUUUCAGGGCUGCUUUUCUUUUUGAUCCUUGUAGUUGAAUCAGUUGACCCCAAACUCAGGAGUGUACUUGGCAAACCUGCAGAUUUUGCUGGUCUGAGCUUGUAUUAAUACCAGCUUUAUUUAGAUGUUAUUCAGUUCUGUUCCUUCCUAGACUGAUACACUUUUUACUGGAGCCAUACCAGUUACGUUUGUGCUUUUUUGUGAAUGGCUACUAUUUUUUUUUCUUUUUCACUGUGCACAUAAAAACGAUUUAAAAUUGCAACAGAAGGCAGUAAAUCAGUAGAAUGGCAAUGUAAUUAUUUUGUCUGCUUUUAUAGAACAUCUCUGCUUACCUUUGCCUGAAAAAGCAUAUAGUGUGUUGUAGUAAAGAUGUAAUGAGAGACUUACAGCUUCUCACAUCUUUCUCACCUUAGGUUCUUCCACAAACAUGCCACUGAGUUGCCUUGGCUCUCCCUGCUUUUAAUCUGUCUCUGUGAUUUGGUCUGUGUGAAACAGCGUGUUGAGUUUCUAUUUUUGUUUUGUUGACUUGCUCUAAUUCCUCUGAGCUCCUAUCUAUCAGCGUUCAAAGAAAACAUUGCUUCUGAUGGUU